This is a messenger RNA of Coprinopsis cinerea okayama7#130, 1179 nucleotides long. RefSeq lists its product as hypothetical. The transcript has 3 exons. Lineage: Eukaryota; Fungi; Basidiomycota; Agaricomycetes; Agaricales; Psathyrellaceae. The record is from RefSeq and is a predicted model, not a curated record. Bases 1 to 1179 code for a protein of 392 amino acids.
AUGGAUGCGGAAGAGAGGAUAAAACUCCAGACUCGAAGCUUGAUGGCGGUCUGUCUUGUGACUUGGGCUCUGCAAGAGGUGGCUUUGGACUAUCUUUGGGGGACGAUUCCGUCGCUCGGUAUUCUUCUUCGCACCAUCUCUUCUGUGGGUCCUGUGGUCAGCUGUGGUACUGCUAUGCUGGUACUCUCUGGCGAGUUAACAGCGGGUUCCCUUCAACGUUUCACAGCGUUGGCCAAACGCGUCUGUUCCAUCGAUUUGGGGCAAGAGCGAAAUAUACUUUCCCCCGUACUGUUACUGGAGCUCGUUCAACACUUUGGACACAGCAUGCCCUCUUUGUUCCCCAGGCUGAAGACGAUCAAACUCAAGUCACUGAAUGAGAUGGCCAACGCGGUUCUUCACUUCCUCGCGCCUGUCUCGACGCGCUCUAUUUCUAUCGAGGCUCAAGUUUUACCGAUGGAUGCGGAUCCGUUCGUCUUCCCCGUGUUCUUGAAGCUGGGGAGGAUGAAGUCUUUCAAGCAGCUCGACCUUCGUGGAACGCCUGUCGUCGUCCUGCAGAUACUGAAGGUCUUCAAUUUGGCUCCUAUGCGAAGUUUGCAUCUUCAGCUUACACGUCAUCCCACGAACCUGGCCAACGUCGCAGCAAAUCUCGUGGCUGCACCCAAAGCACUUGAUGAGUUCGUCGUUCAAGGACCUCAGUCGGAGGGAGGUGAGAUCAAGUUGCCCUGGACAGGUAUCGAGACGAUCCCUGGACUUGGCUCAGCUCGGAUUAUCUCCCUCCGCCUGCCUUACGCUCCAUGCCAAAAUGCAGACCAGCACAGCCAAUGUGUCGAGCGCUUGAUGAUCGCCCUCUCCAAAAACCCCAACAUCCACACGCUCGAUCUCCUCUAUGAGCCGCUGGCGACGUACUUUGCAGCUAAUAUCGGGCAGCGCCGGUCCGUCCCCGAUGCUUUCGCCUUUUUGCAUAUUUUGUCCCAGUUUGGGCCGCCGACUCUGGAGAACGUCACCGCGACCCUGGCGUUUGUGUUCUCCGGUAGCCCAGAAUGGAACCCCCAGGACCCGUUGCUUCAGUUCAAAUUCCCACAUUCCAACUCCAUUCGCGUGUUGACUGUGCAGGACAAGUCGGCGUAUGGGUUGGAUGUUGAUCCUAUAUGGAUCUUCGGACCAUUGCUAGGUUUUUGA